Molecule: messenger RNA, 3006 nt
Organism: Phacochoerus africanus (Common warthog)
Lineage: Eukaryota; Metazoa; Chordata; Mammalia; Artiodactyla; Suidae
Gene: MUS81
Product: MUS81 structure-specific endonuclease subunit
Exons: 15
Coding region: 1011-2768 (585 amino acids)
Biological process (GO): resolution of meiotic recombination intermediates; mitotic intra-S DNA damage checkpoint signaling; double-strand break repair via break-induced replication
Cellular component (GO): Holliday junction resolvase complex; nucleus
Molecular function (GO): DNA binding; 3'-flap endonuclease activity; crossover junction DNA endonuclease activity
Source: RefSeq, a predicted model, not a curated record
CAGGCCUGGAGCUCGGGCGCCCGCCUCUCCGCUCCCGAAAGGCCCCAGACCCACACCUCGCCACUUCCGGUAUGGCAGACGUCUGCUGCUCUAACUUGCUGGCGAGACUCUCCUGCUCAAGUGGAGCCGAACCCUCUUUGCAUAGUUCCCAUCUUAACCUUCCUGAGAGUCCCCCACCUCCAACGAGUCACAAGAACGAUGAAGUGUUCUUCCCUUGUCCGUAUUUCUCACCCCCGGGUUGCUACCCCGAAUCCAACAACAUGCCCAUGUCAGCCCCUCCCACAUGCCUCGAUGCCCAGCACCUCCUACUUGUCCCCUUUCUGUUUGUCUACUGUCUCCCUCUCCCUGUCCUCCCAGCUUUGGCCUUCCCUGCACGUCCUCGUCUUCGCGCCCCUCCCCCACUGCUCUGGAUGGGAAGGCCCACACGGGAUCACCAUUUCCUCGGAGGGUCUUUCAGCUCUUCCUGCAUUACCUUUGUGUCCUCAUUCCUAAUGUCCCUCCUACAAAAACAACUGAACCCAUCUGCUUCCCCAUCCUCCCACCUCUAGGGUUCUUCACUAGGCCAGUUUCUCCAGCGUCCUCCGCUAGAGCCAGUCUGAAACCAGCAGCCUCGGGUUACUCAUUUAAGCCCGGCCCGGCCAGACCUCCCAGUCAUAGGGGGCGCUGUGCACCUUCUUCUCUCCUGUACAAAAAGGACUCCCGCUCUCGAAUCUGGGGUAGGUGGAAGGGGCGGGUCCAGGCCUGGGUUCGGCGCGUCCAAAAGGCUGGUCCUGUGCCGGAGCAACAGGAGAGCGAAAGGCAGUAGACACUACGUGCGGCACCAACCUCUUAGAGUGCAGAGGCGGGGAGGGCAGCAGAAGGCCGUCCUCUGGUUAGUGACCCGCGUGGGACCACGUGACUGCAGAGGGCCCGCCUCCGCCGCCGGAACCAGGUGUUCGAAUCCCGUUUCCAGAACUGGCGGCGUCCCAGUCCUGCCGCCGUGAGGCGCCAGAGGACCCGCCCGGGCGCUGAUGGCAGCACCGGUCCGCCUGGGUCGGAAACGCCCGCUGCCGCUUUGCCCAAACCCGCUUUUCGUACGCUGGCUGACCGAGUGGCGGGACGAGGCCGCCAGCAGGGGGCGCCGCACCCAAUUCGUGUUUCAGAAGGCGCUGCGCUCCCUCCGGCGGUACCCACUGCCCCUGCGCAGCGGCAAGGAAGCUAAGAUCCUACAACACUUUGGAGACGGGCUCUGCCGAAUGCUGGACCAGCGGCUGCAGCAGUACAGAACAUCAGAUGGUGACCAUGCCCCAGGAUCACCAUCUGGACGGAAGAGUCCAGCCCGGGAAAGGCCACCUGCUGAAGUCCAGGACUCCUCCAUGCCAGUCCCGACCCAGCGCAAAGCAGGGGGCCCUGGCAGCUACUGGCCAGCUCGGCACUCAGGAGCGCGAGCGGUACUGCUGCUGCUGUACAGGGAACACCUGAAUCCUAGCGGCCAUGGCUUCCUAACCAAGGAGGAGCUGCUGCAGGGCUGUGCCCAGAAGGCUCCGAGGGUAACCCCUGGAAGCGCUCAGCCCUGGCCAGCCCUCCGCUCCCUCCUCCACAGGAACCUGGUUUUCAGGACACACCGGCCAGCUAGGUACUCACUGACCCCGGAGGGUCUGGAGCUGGCCCAGAGGCUGGCAGAGUCAGAGGGCCUGAGCUCGCUGAAUGUGGGCACUGCGCCAGAGGAGUCCCCUGGGGAGGAGCCAGAAGUGCCAGGAGCGGCCUCAGCUGAGCUUGGCGCCAGCGAAGGGAGUGACGAGCAGCCAGCCCUGGAGCUGGGGCCUGGAGAGUACAGGGUGCUCUUGUGCGUGGACGUUGGCGAGACCAGGGGUUCCAGGGCGGGCCACAGGCCAGAGCUGCUCCGAGAGCUGCAGCGGCUGCGAGUGACCCACAUGGUGCGGAAGCUACACGUUGGGGACUUCGUGUGGGUGGCACAGGAGACCAGUCCCAGAGACCCCGCAAGACCCAGGGAACUAGUCCUGGACCACAUUGUGGAGCGGAAAAGGCUGGAUGACCUGUGCAGCAGCAUCAUCGAUGGCCGCUUCCGGGAGCAGAAGUUCCGGCUGAAGCGCUGCGGCCUGGGGCACCGAGUGUACCUGGUGGAGGAGCAUGGCUCGGGGCAGAACCUCAGCCUUCCCGAGAGCACGCUGCUGCAGGCUGUCACCAACACUCAGGUGAGCCGGGAGGGCAGGGCCAGGCCGGCAGGGACCCCGCAGCCCACGGCUCCGCUCAGGAGCCACUUUCCCUCCCUGGAUCGUCUCCCCCAGGUCAUUGAUGGCUUCUUUGUGAAGCGCACGGCGGACAUUAAGGAGUCAGCUGCUUACCUGGCCCUCUUGACAAAGGGCCUGCAGAGACUCUACCAGGGCCACACCCUCCGCAGUCGCCCCUGGGGACCCCCAGAGGACCCUGAGUCAAGGGCUGGGCCCCCCCCAAACCCUCUCUGCUCACUUCUCACCUUCAAUGAGUUCAACACGGGAGCCAUCAAGAACAAGGCCCAGUCUGUGCGGGAGGUGUUUGCCAGGCAGCUGAUGCAGGUGCGUGGAGUGAGCGGGGAGAAGGCAGCCGCGCUGGUGGAUCGGUACAGUACCCCUGCCAGCCUGCUGGCCGCCUAUGACGCCUGUGCCACCUCGAAGGAACAGGAGAUGCUGCUGAGCACCAUCAAGUGUGGGCCACUGCAGCGGAAUCUGGGGCCCGCUCUGAGCAGGACCUUGUCACAGCUCUACUGCACCUCUGGCCCCCUGACCUGAGCCAUGGCCCCAGCCCCCUCUUCUCAGGCUCACCAGCCUUUUAACCAGAAUCUUUGGGCUGCAGUAAAAAUCUAAGUGCUUGCAGCUUUCUGUGUUACGGAGGCGACGCCAGGCCCCAGGGAUCUCGUGAGAUAUCCAGCCAGAAACUGCCAAGACCCUCAGGUCCAAGGGUUUUUAAACUGAGCUCCUUAAUUAGCUAUAAUGGAAAAAAAUAAAAAGCAUUAUAAAAAAAAUAAAA